AUGCGUUGUAUACUUGUCUGCGCUAUCCUUGGCUAUGCGACCGCCGUGGACCUAUUCGGCAGAGAUCAGUCAUCUGCAGUCAGAGGAAGGCUAAUCUGCGACGGACGGCCAGCUGUUGGCGUCAAAGUCAAACUGUGGGACGUCGAUCGGAGUGAGAACAUUAGAGCAUCAAAUUCCAUUGAAAUUGAAAAGUCUCCUAUA
This is a messenger RNA of Cooperia oncophora, 201 nucleotides long. The record is from the annotation of a GenBank genome assembly. Lineage: Eukaryota; Metazoa; Nematoda; Chromadorea; Rhabditida; Trichostrongylidae.